Molecule: messenger RNA, 6937 nt
Organism: Lytechinus variegatus (green sea urchin)
Lineage: Eukaryota; Metazoa; Echinodermata; Echinoidea; Temnopleuroida; Toxopneustidae
Product: nucleolar transcription factor 1-A-like
Exons: 18
Coding region: 182-2404 (740 amino acids)
Source: RefSeq, a predicted model, not a curated record
AAAGCUAAACAGAGGGGAUCAAAAUUAAAUAUUGAACUCUACUAGCCGAAGAUCUUGUGUUUGAAAUCAGUGAUGUGGAAUUAAUUAAGUAAAUAACUACCCACAGUCUUAAACACUCCUUAGAUUUGUUAUUAUAUAAUUUUUUCAAGGGUACUAUUUUUUGUUCUCGGUGCGUACCGUGAUGAUCCUGGCGCCUAUGCAGCCGAUAGACUCCGCGCUGGAUAGCGGGCGCGGAGGAAGCGGGUCGGGACCCGAGAGCGUUGGGGCGAAUCAAGAAGUUAUAGAGACAGCCAUCAUGGACGCUGAAAUUGCAAGUCCAAAACGCAAAUUGGAAGAGGAGGAGGGGAAUGAAGAAGGAGAAACAGGAGUGAAGAAGAUCAAGACAGAAAAUGGUCUGAAAUUCUUGCUUCAGGAUAGACUGACCCUGAUAGCAAGCAUCAAGAAACAGGCCCCAAAGAAGGAUAACCAGUCCUACAAGUCCAGGGUCUCAAAGUUAGACUGGAACUUGGUCCAAUUUGGUCCCUACACUGCAGAGGACUGUAAGAACGAAUGGAACAGCAUACAGGCAGAGAUCCGUAAGUACAAAACCUUGGCAGAUGUUGCCAAUGAAGCAGCAGCCCUGGUCCAAACUCCAAACUACAUUGUUAAAAAACUGGUUCAUCCAGACAUGCCAAAGAAGCCGUUGACGCCGUUCUUCAUGUUCUACAAAGAGAAGAACAAGAAGAUGAAGGAGAAACAUUCCACCAUGUCUCAAGUCCAGAUCACACAGAUGCUGUCCAUCAAGUUCAAAGAAUUGCAAGAGAAGAAGAGGAAUAAAUAUUUUCAGAGGUAUGAGAUCGAGACGAGGGCAUAUGAGCAAGCUAUGGAGAAGUUUUAUGAUGACCAUCCGGAUUACAAAGCCCAAUUGAAGGCAAGCAAAGGGGCAUCCAAGCCCCCUCCCCUGCCCACCCCAUACAAGUUAUACUCAGAGAAGAGACAUGCACAGCUGCUUACAGAUAAUCCACAGGUGACCAAAGGAGAAGCUGAAUCAAAGAUGAGACAAGAAUGGAAUGGUCUUUCUGAACGAAAGAGAAUGAAAUGGAUCCUUGCCUCCAUUGCAGAGAAACCAAACUACGAUAAAGCGAUGGAGACAUUUAUAGAGAACCAUCCUGCUUUCAAGGUCCCUACAAAUCAGAAACCUCUUCUCACCAAAAAAGAGCUUGGUAUCAAAGAACAUCAAGAGGGCAGGCCAUCUAAACCACCCAUGACUGCAUACAGUUUAUUUUGUUCCGAGAUGCUCAAACAGAUGGAAGAUGUCUCUCCUAAGGAAAAGAUGUUGCAGUGUAGCACAAGAUGGAGCCAGCUGAGUGACAAGGGUAAAGCAGAAUAUAAGAUGAAGGCAGCUAGGAUGAAGGAGCAUUAUGAAAGAGAACUUGAGAAAUAUAUUGAGAAACUACCACCAGGUGAGAAGGAGAAGUGUCUUGUAGAAUUAAACAGUAUUCGUAAAAUGCCAAGUUCCAAGAAGGCUAAGCAUGCUACAGAGAAAGCAGCCAAGAGCUCUGCAAGUGCUGAGAAAUUUGAGCUAAAUCUGAAUGGAAAGACAACAGGAAAAGAUUUGUGGAUUGCUGAUAAAUUACCCGCCUACAUCAAAGAAAUGUCCAAGUCAAAAGCUCUUGCUCAGCUGAGGACUCAGUGGGAUCUACUAGACAAAGGAAUGAAAUCAACUUGGGUCAAGCAAUCAUCAACGCUAAACAAACAAAUCGAGCAAAAUGACAGACUUCGGCAGCUAUGGUUGAAUGCACCAAAGAAGCCAUUUGAGAGCGCAUACAGGUACUUUUCAUGUGCGAUGCUGAAGGCCCCUGAGCUGAAGGGGGUUGAUCAGAAGGAGAGGUUCAAGGAAGUUGCCAAGAGAUGGAAAACCAUCAGUGCAAUGGAAAAGAAGAAAUAUGAAGCUAAGAAGGAGAAAGCAAUCAAAGAAUAUAAGAAGCUCUUAGAGAAGUACAAGAAGAGUCUAAAUGAAGAAGACAGAGCUAGGUUUAUUGAGAUGGAGACCAAGCCAGCCAUGAGGCAGAAAAUCCUCAAGAAAGCACCAAGGACUGCUCUAGCCAAGAAGACAGUUAAGGUGGAGGUUGAAAGUGAAGAGGAAACAGAUGAUGAUGAGGAGGAAGAAGAGGAGUCCGAAUCUGAAUCAGAGGAGGAGGAGACCGAUGAUGAUGAUGACGAUGAUAACGACGAGGACGACGAUGAUGAUGAUGAGGAAGAAGAGGAGGAGGACGAGGAUGGGGAGAACGCACAGGGGAAUGCCAGCAGCUCGGAAGAAUCAGAAUCGGAGGAAGAAGAAGAGGAGGAGGAAGAAGAGGAGGAGGAGGAAGAAGAAGAGGAAGAGGAGGAAGAAGUAGAGGAAGACUCGUCGGAGUCUGACUGAUGCUCGUAUCAAUCUGUUUGGUGCUCAGAUUGAUAUUCCUUUGAUAAGACUCUGAAACAGACAUUCAUUCCAUUAGCACCAUUGAUUCAUCAAGACCCCCUUUGAUUAUUGGUGCCACCUCUUUCCAAUGUCACUGAUCUUAUCACAUGACUCACUCUGCCAUCACCCGACUCUAUCAUCAAUCAUGAGCUGUCAUUGUGGUCACCUGUAAAGAACGCUCUGUUGAACCUUAUGUCACAUGUCCAACAAUUUUUUCUGAAAAUUGUGACUCCAAGCUUUUAUGGCUAUAUAAAGCCUUGUUCCGGAUUCCAGCCAUUUUCCUGUUACUGGCUCUUGUUCAUCACUUGCCAACGAGGCAUGACGAUUCUUAUUCAUAUGUGACAUGGGCUUCAUGUCAAUUUUAGAUUCAGUUGUUAAAGUACCUUUUUUAGUGAGUCUGUACCCUUUCUUUUUUUUCAACCAUGUGUAACUUCACAUUCAGCACUCUGAUUUUUUUUUUGACAGUCGCACUGUUUCUUGAUAGUUCAUCAUUUGGUAGCUUGCAGGGUUGGCUGAUUAAAAUGUUGAUUUAAAUCGCAAUUUCAACCACUGUGAUUGUUUUUUAAAUCAUUGAUUUAAACCACUUAAACUCUGGAGGAUGGGUAUUUUACUUGGGAAUUGGAACAUGUUAAUGUCUCACAAUACUUAUUAUUCUUAACCGUUUAUGCUUCAUACAGCUGUGUUUUCUGUAUUUCAAUUCUAAAUCAUCUAAAGCAGAGGCGCGUUUCACAAAGAUUUAAGUCGCACUUAAAUGCCGACGUGUACAUGAUAUGCAACGCGCGAUCUUAUUGAUAGACACGCAGUAGGGCGUCCUCCUGACACGAUCUGACCUAUGAGGUCAAGCCUUUCACACCGUACGCAACUUGGUAUUUAAGUGCCACUUAAAUUAAGUCAUACUUUAUUGAAGUCAUACUAAAAUCUUUGUGAACCCCCCCCCAACGUUCAAAUGGCUUAGUCUUUUAUUAUUUGUUUUUAAAGGCAUCACAGGACGUAUUGAUUUCAGGGCACUUGAUGUAGAUACACAUUAAUAUUCUUUUAAAUGAUGCAAGAAUUCCAUGUCUCCUGUUAGGCCAUUGUUAAUCUUUUUAAGGUUUGAGCUAUUUAUUUAACCAUCCUUACUAAAUGCAAUUAUGUGUUCUUGAUUUGAUUGGUAGCAUUCUGGACUGAUUGCUUGAUCAAAAUAGAUGUAUACCAGAUGUCAGGGGGAAAAAAAUACAUGAGGGCUCUGGGCGAUUUCGCCCCAAAAGUGCUUAAAACAGCCCUGGAAUCUCCUUCACUACAGUGUUACAGCUUGGCCUAAUUAUAUAUUUAAAAAAAAAGUCCUAUAUUAUUUAAUCACAAGGACCAAAGCUGUAGAUUGAAUUGAGUAUUCCUGCUUGAAUUUUAACCACAUGUAAUAUAAGACUAGAGAGGCUCUUAAAAAUCAUUUCAGAGUUGUGUUUAAUCUUGAUUUUUAAAGCAAAUUUGUGCAACAUGACCCCGGUUUUCCUGCGGUUCUAGCAUGUAAAUACUAAUGUUAUUUGGACAUAUUUUCUUUUGUAAAGACGUAAAUUGUAUUCUAAUGAAUUUAGUUACUGAAAUUGGAAAUGUUUGUGUAUUAGAGAUUAACUCUGUAAAUUUUUGAGAAAAAAAAAGUUUUUUAUAAGAAGCAAAAGCAAGCAGAUUAUUGAAUCAGUUUGAUCAUAUGCUAAGACUUUACUCUUUUUCCUUAAUGUGUGCAUGUUGGGUAUAAAAUAUCUACAUAUCAUUUUCUUUGUAUUUUUUCUUCAGAUAUUUAUAUCACAUCUAUUUCAUUGAUUCCUGUAAGUGGAGUCUCUUGAACCAUGAAAUGUGAUAUGAAUCUCGUUUAAUGUCAUGAAAUGAUUUGUCACCCUUAUUUAAAUAAUAAAAUGAAAUGUUGAAAAUAAUUUUAUAUAUUUUUUGUUGUCACUAUUACCACUUAGUAACAUUCCACGUAAAUCAAUGCUAUGUAAAAGAGUCAUCACCCCUGGGGGCCCGUUGCUGAAAGAGCUACAAUCAAUUGCAACUCUAAAAAUCAUGGGCAACUUGAUUUUUCAACCAAUCUACAGUGUGCAUUUGGGACUUGCGAUAGAUAUUUCUACUUGCAUUUAAACGCAACUCUUUCUGCAAUGGACCCCACGUGGACUAUUUAGUCUAUAUCCCAUUUUAAAAUAUCACAAAUUUGAUUUGUUGUGAUCAAUCCUUUUUUUUUAAUAUCUUGAUAUGAAGAAAAAGGGCUUGUCAUGUAUAUACUUAUGAAAUCAUUUUGGUAUCCAUGGUAACAAUGCUCAACAGCCAAUCAAAAUCAAGGCUUUCAUAAUAGUUUUUUUCAGGCAAAGACACCAUGAAGGUAUCUUUUCUGCAGCAGGAACCAGUCAACAUGAUAUGCCAGGAAAAAGAUAAAGAAGAGGGGAUAAGUUCAUUCAAAGGCCACAUUUCACUCUCUAUUGUAGAGUACUCUCAAAGUGGAACUUCCAGAAAAUUUGCUGUACUUGCUCAAUACUUGCUAAGGGGACUCUGUGGACUUAGUUUUUAUCAUAGUACCAGUGCAAAUGUUUACAAGAGAUGUUUGUAUACUACUGCUUUGUGGGAGGGGCCUAUCUUGUUAUCUUUUUCAUUGAUCUUUUAAACAUAGAUGAGAGCAUGGGUUUGUGUCAUCAUUUAUUCAUUAGAAAAUAACAUUACUAUCUAAAAACUGAUCCAGGUUAGGUUAGGUUAGGUGGAAAACCAAGUGAUGUCGGCUCUUUGUUUAAAUAAAGAUAUUUCAGGGUUUUAUUAAUUUUUAUUUAAAAAAAAACAGAGUCAAUAAUGCAACAUUAUUCUUUCGCGUGGAGUAUUAUCUUUAUAACCAAUUGUUUCAAUUGUUCUCGGGCCCAUUGCAGAAAGAGAUGAGUUUAAAUGCAAGCAAAAAAAUCAGUCGCAAGUCCCAAAUGCGCGUUGUUGAUUGGUUGAAAACAAGUUGCGCAUGAUUUUUAGAGUUGCGAUUGAUUGCAACUCUUUCUGCAACGAGCCCCUGUUCUACUUCUAACGUUUGUAGUAAUGUCACAUUUGUUUUUUACAAGGUCACUUCACACACUUUACAUAUUAUGUGUUGUGGUAAAUUGAUGGUUGUGAUUUUGCACCUAAGUAUUUACUAAACAAGUGUUUGAAUGCACAAAUGUGAUGUAUAAUUCAUAAUGGAACAUAAUGUAUGUAUUUUUCUUGUCCCAUCACUAUUACGACUGGUUCCUGUCUGAUGGCAAUUAUCUUUUUCAUAACUUCUAAGUGGGUGAUGAUUGCUUAUGAUCAGUUCAUCUGCAUAGAGUCAAUUUGGGUUUUAAAAAAUUCCUGCUUGAAAAUAAUGUUUAUUCUGCCAAAGAUAUUUUAAACUUUAGAUCCUGUUUGAUAAGAACUUCACAAUCUUGCCUCUUAUUUUCAUACUUCUAUUGCAAACUUCAACCCACGCAUCUGUCAUUGCUGGCUUUCCAACUUUCCUCUUCUUCACCCAAAUAGAGCUUGGACUGCUCUCACACCCAGAUUGAUUAUUCAAUCUUUUGAGAGUGGUGUGUUUGUUGAUUUACAUCAUGAAUGAGCUAUAAAGGGUGGAGAUCUCAAUCCUCCCUAAUCCCCUGAAAAUGAAGAGAUUUAAGGCCUGAGAAGUGAGAACCCAUUUCAUGAAAGUUUUCAUUAUCUGAUCAUUACCAUAGUAACAAACAUCCAUGCUUCUCAUCCAAUCAAAAUCAAGGAAAGAUGUCGGAUCUCUGUGGUGAUGAAAUGCCUCCUUGGUAACCGAUAGGUUCUCAGCCUAGCAAAUUUUUGUUGUGAAGCUUUGUGAAACCGAACCCAUAGAUCUUCGUAUGAGAUUCCAUUGUAAUGAAUAUUUUACAUUUCUUGUUAUGAGAUUGGCUGUUGACAAUGACGUCCAUCCUAUAUCUAUUCAUGUUUGGUUUCUCAGUAAAACAUAAAACCUUUGUAUGACAGUGCAUUUUGCAAUAUCAUGCAUGCCGAUAGCUUUAGAAAACCAUUGAUCAUUUACCUUAAUACUGUAGAUAUUUUUUUCUCUCCAUUUUAUCAUUCCUUAUCGGAACAGUGGUGCUGACUAAAAGUCAUUGAUUUAUUUCACACAAUCUUCUGUCAUUGGGUUUUUUUUUUCUCAUUCAUCCAUAAUAAUAUUGCAUAUAUAGGAUAUUAUAUUAUGACAGAAAGAAAGUGAGUAUAUGGUCACUGAUUAGUGUGUGCUGUGUGCCGAGUUCAAUGUAUACAGGCAGCCUGUACAUUUUUAGAAGAAAAAAAGCAAAACAUUUAAAAAUGUAAUUUAUGGAUCGUAUUUUGGGUGGAGAUAGUUGUACAGAAUUUUCAGGAAUGAAUUUGUCUGAAUAUGAGCAAAGCAUUGAUAAAGAAAAAAAAAUGUUUUUACUCCCACUGUUGAAAAGCUCUCUGUAUUAUUUGUUUUAUUAUAUGUUUGUGAGUAUUCCAGUUCAGAAUAAAGCAUAAGUUUUAUAUGAUGGAAUUGCA